AUGGUUGUUGUUCGGCCUCCAAGCAAGCUACAAGAAUCUAUCUAUUCUUAUGUGAAGUAUUUGGACGAAAUUAUUGGCUUUUUCGUUGUUGAAGACCAUAUCAUGCAGACGGAGUCCAGUUUAGUGACGGCUGCUUAUAAGGAUCAGCUUUGGGAGAUGGCACUGCAUCAAGUGACCACUACAAUGAAUUCGCAUUUUGGUGGAUGCCUGGACGUUGAAAUGAUGCUGAAGAUGAAGAAAGUAAUUUUGUUAUUUGCUUUGACGAUGAAAAGCUACGGGUUUGGAAUUGGUUCUCUCUAUACGCUUCUCCAAAAUUUCAGAGAUCAGUACAAUGAAAUACUAAUGCGUGAAUAUUGCGCUCAGUUUGAACGGGACCUCGAAAAUGAUAAUUAUACACCAAUAACGGCAAACGAUGAAAAAGAGUUUAAAGCUGUGGUGACGCAGUUCCCUUUCUACAAAAGAGGCAUGGAUCAGGUAAUACAUUAGAU
Molecule: messenger RNA, 488 nt
Organism: Gongylonema pulchrum
Lineage: Eukaryota; Metazoa; Nematoda; Chromadorea; Rhabditida; Gongylonematidae
Source: the annotation of a GenBank genome assembly